Molecule: messenger RNA, 1277 nt
Organism: Camponotus floridanus (Florida carpenter ant)
Lineage: Eukaryota; Metazoa; Arthropoda; Insecta; Hymenoptera; Formicidae
Product: odorant receptor 13a-like
Exons: 4
Coding region: 88-1275 (395 amino acids)
Biological process (GO): sensory perception of smell; detection of chemical stimulus involved in sensory perception of smell
Cellular component (GO): plasma membrane
Molecular function (GO): olfactory receptor activity; odorant binding
Source: RefSeq, a predicted model, not a curated record
CGUUGAAUAAUAUAUGAGUAGGAAUGUGUCUCGAUAUAGCGAGAGGAUCAUAGGUUAUUGGCAUCAGUUAGAGCCAUUAUCACCAUAAUGGCAAAUGAACGAUGGAAGAACGAUAUCGCAUACGCAAUGACUCCUUUCAAAUUGAUUACAUGGCCUAUCGGCGUCUGGCCACUUCAAGUUUAUAACAUUUAUUCACUAUUUCGUUGUAGCUUAGGCACUUGUUGUGCAAUCCUAUUUGUGAUCUUCCCUUCUAUGGAGGUAUACUUGGGCUGUACUGACGUAGAACAGAAUAUAACUUGUCUAACAACAAUCUGUUGUGGAUUGCUCGGUGUGCUGAAGUCGACAUGGUUCCGCCUAUAUGCAAAUAAUUUAAUUAACAAUUAUGACUCUGCUCUGAACGAUUAUCUGACGAUUGACAACACACACGAUCGCGACAUUAUGCGAAAACAUGCCUUUGUAGGAAGGAUUAUUUGCUGUUCCAUGUUGGGCUUUUCUUACUUUAAUUGUGUAAUAUAUGCAAUAACUCCUUUUUUGAAUUACGACCAAGGUAAAGGGAUUAAUGUAACAAACGAGGAUAAAAUAUUAGAGUAUGCACUACCGUCAAGAUGUACUCUAGAAUAUUUCAAUGUUCCAAGAAGCAUGUAUAAAAUUUCCUGCCUCAUUGAAAGUAUUGUGAUGGUAUUGGGGACUACGACUAAUCUUGGUAACGACGCUUUGUUUCUUCACAUUACAUUACAUGUUUGUGGUCAAGUAAACAUUUUGAGACUCCAUUUCAUCAAUUUUGAUGUCAUAAGUCCGCGAAUUUGUGAUCGUUUCAAGGCGCUAAUUCAAAGACAUCAACAUUUAAUAACAUUGGUCCGAGAACUUGCCGAUCUAAUCAGUUUUAUAUUGCUGAUAAAACUUUUCAUGAUCAGUAUAUUAUUAUGUGUAAUGGGAUUUCAAUUUAUCUUCGCGUUGAAAAUCAAUAACAUCGUAAUGAUAGGAAAGAGUGUAGUAGCACUGAGUCUUUUUCUGACACAAUUAACAUUGUAUAGUUUUAUUGGGAAUUAUCUGAAAUCUGAAAUGGAAGAAAUAGGACUCUCUAUUUAUCAAAGUGCUUGGUACAGUUUUCCUAGGAAAUUGGCAAGAAACGUAAUUUUUAUUCUUAUGCAGGCAAAGUCUCCAGUCGCGUUGCAAGCUGGAAAUUUCAUCGCAAUCAAUUUGUCAACUUAUGUGAGCAUCUUAAAAACCUCUUUUUCAUAUUUAUCUAUACUGCGUUUAAUGCUCGAAGUGUGAAA